AUGGCAAUAAUGGAGUUCGGCGUCCAGCACCUCCAGAAGGGCAAGCUGGGCCUACAUAUCGCACAAGCAGUACUCGUCUUUGUCUCCUGGGUGCUAGAUAUUACUGUUUUCCGGAGUAGUGCUAAGAUCGACGGGAGGGUCGGGUGGAAUUUUGGUGUCUGCUUUCUAACAAUACCCGCUCUCAUCUACCUGACCAUGACCCCCCGCUUCCCACGCGCUCGCAAGUUGGCAAACCCAUAUGCCAUGGCAGUAGUCGAUUGUCUAUUUUGUCUUAUCUGGCUCAGUGCGUUUGCCACGGUGGCGAAUUGGAAUGGGGCCGGGAAGUGCGGAGAUGGGUGUGGAAAGGCAAAGGGAGUUGUUGCGCUGGGAGUUUUCACAUGGUUACUCUGGAUAGCAACAUCGCUAAUCUCCCUCUACGGCGUCGUAUACUACAAACGUGAAGGCUACCUACCUGGUGCUUCGAGAGUCCCUACGAAUGCGCAGAUGAUCGACCCGGAUAAGGAGGCCUUUAGUGCGGGGGCUCAUGAUGGCCACGAUGAUGAGUAUGCGCCUAUGCAUGAGGAACAUGAUAUGUUGCAUGAUGCGGAUCACCAUGAUGGACAAUCUAGUAGCCACUAUGAUGAAGGGGAGCAAUAUGGUGGAGGUGGAAGCGCUUAUGGGGCAGGAAGUGGAAGUGGAAGUGCUUACGGAGCAGGAAGCUAUGUGCCGCCGACUGUUCAUGAUGAACCUACGGGUUACGGUGGAGCGGGCAUGAUGCAUGAUGAACCUACUGGAUAUGGAGGAGCUCCUGCGAUGCAUAAUGGGAGAGCACAGUUUCCGAGUGCGAGGUAUGAUAAUGUAUAG
Molecule: messenger RNA, 843 nt
Organism: Lachnellula hyalina
Lineage: Eukaryota; Fungi; Ascomycota; Leotiomycetes; Helotiales; Lachnaceae
Exons: 3
Coding region: 1-843 (280 amino acids)
Cellular component (GO): membrane
Source: RefSeq, a predicted model, not a curated record